AUGUUGCCACGUUCUCUCCCGGGGGGGGGCUGUCCUACGCGGCUGAGAGGAGCUUCGUGUCGUGCGACCCUCUGCACGUGCGCGUCGUUUAUAUUUGGGUUUUUUUUUUUCACGAGCGCACACCAAAACGCCCUUCUCUUUCAAUCGUGCCCAAUAAAAAAAAAAAAAAACACUGCAGGCGCAGUUUAUACGGACACUGUCUUUUUGCUGUACAUCUUCCCCCCCCCCCCCUCCCUCCCCCUCCCGCUACCUUCCACUAUCCCCUUCCAACAACCGUUUACGAUGCAUCCACCGCGAGAAGUGGAUGGCGAUCAACCCCAGCGGAGGUAUGGCAAGAAGAGCGACGAGGACGAUCAGCGCGGAAAGAAAGGCGGUGGUAACAACAUGGGCACUGCUAUUGCCUUGGCCUUCGGUGCCGGCGCCUUAGUCUUUGCGGGCGCUAGCGCGCUCUACUCGUGGUGCACUCAAGACAACACUCAACAGGAAAAGAGCUACUACUGCCUCCACCCACGCGACGAGAACAUUGCAGACGACACAGGAGUAGCCGCGACGUCCCGGACUUCUUUCCCCGUCGCUUCUUCUGCCGCUGACGGGGAGGAAAAAAUGCCGGCAGAGGCGACGCCGCACAGUGGAGAUGUACGCUCUGAUGAAUGCGAUGUGUCGGUCUCCGGUGGGGCAGAUGGCGGUCACGCCUGCGUCUGCUGCCUCGAGCGCCACCAGUCCUUCAUGUUUGUGCAGUGCCGUCACAUAUGUCUUUGUGAGCCUUGUCUCAUCAAACUCGGCCGGGCCUACGAGGACCACACCCUGCGCGAUCGCUUCAACGGACCAGUGCGAAUGCCGUGCCCGGUUUGUCGGCAGGUCGGCUACAUUGUGAAGACAUUCGCUUCGUAG
Molecule: messenger RNA, 891 nt
Organism: Leishmania braziliensis MHOM/BR/75/M2904
Lineage: Eukaryota; Euglenozoa; Kinetoplastea; Trypanosomatida; Trypanosomatidae
Exons: 1
Coding region: 1-891 (296 amino acids)
Source: RefSeq, a predicted model, not a curated record